UAGACCAUACAAACAAAGAGUACAAUUUUGUUUAAUCAUCAAUCAGAGAAAGGGAAAGAAAAAACAGAGAAUUGAACAAAAAGGGGUAACACUAACAGAAAAUAGAAGCAACGAACAAUGAGUUGUAGAAAAUGGAACAUAAGCAUUCAAUACAACAUCAUGAAUUCAGUGUCUGAAGCAGAAACAAUCUUAGGAUGUUUCACGAACAACAACAAUAACAAACUGAGGCGUCUCCCACACGUGUUCAGCAAAAUUCUCCAACUACCAUUACCAUCAGAUGCUGACGUGUCAGUGGAGGAACACCCUAACUGUUUCCGAUUCGUGGCGGAAACAAACUCACUCGGCCACGUGGAAACUCACACACUUCAUAUUCAUCCAGGUGUCACUAAGAUUAUUGUUAGAGCAACUCACUCACUUCAAUUUUCAUUGGACGAUCUUAACCCUCAUAUUUGGAGGCUUCGUCUCCCUGAAUCCAUUAUCCCGGAGCUCGCCACCGCCGUGUUUGUUGACGGUGAACUCGUCGUCACCGUUCCAAAGGCUGAUGAUGAUGAUGAUGAGGAGAGUACUGAAGCUAAUGAUUGUUCAACAAUUUAUUAAUUAAAUCAAAAUUAUUGAAUUUCAAUUAAUUGUUUAUUGCUAUUUCAUUUACUACAUGAUUUGUGGUUGGAUUCGAAUUUGGAAUAUGUGUUGUGGUUUCGUGUCUCGGCAAUGCAAUGCCAAUUUUCUUCAUUCUUCCGCACGUGUGUUAUGCUUUUGUGUAUUAGUUAUUUUAAUUUAUAUAAAAUAAUAAUUUUAUAGCGUGA
Molecule: messenger RNA, 803 nt
Organism: Cicer arietinum (chickpea)
Lineage: Eukaryota; Viridiplantae; Streptophyta; Magnoliopsida; Fabales; Fabaceae
Source: RefSeq, a predicted model, not a curated record